GUUGGCCAAUACUUCUGGAUAAAGAAAAGGAGGCAGAUGUACAGUAACACUAACACCGAACUAAAGAAAGCAACAAUCCUCCUACUUUCUCUUUAAGACCCAUCACCGACUCUCUCUCGCAUCUGGAUUCUGCGGCAACAGCAGAACAAUUAUGACAACAAUGGCUUCUUCAAGACUCUGUCUUCUCCUCCUAUUCUUUCUCUGCUUCAUUCUUUUUAUCAAUCAUCCAGUCAAAUGUGAUGAGGAGGAUACACUUCUUGAAGGCAUUAACAGCUACAGGAAAUCAUUGAAUCUGACAGUCCUUACAAAGAAUGACAAUGCAGAAUGCUUUGCUGAGGAAGUAGCUGAUCAAUUUAAGAGUCAGCCUUGUACGAACAGCACAGGCUCCAAUACAGUGCCAGGCACUGAGCCUCAGAUCCCCAAUUAUGAAAGUCUUUUAGCCAAAUGUCAUUUGAAUGUCUCCAACACAAAGGAUGGAUAUGUAAUGCCUGCUUGUGUUCCCAACUUGGAUCCAAGUCUUGUACUCACUAACUUCACAGAGACUCAAUACUCGGGAGAACUCAAUGACACUAAAUAUACUGGAGCUGGAAUUGGUUCUGACGGCAGCUGGAUUGUUGUCGUUCUGACUACUAACACACCUGAAGGAAGCUUUGUGACUUACAAUGCAGCCAGCCUGACAACCAAGAUUGGUCCUGUAUCUCGCUUAUUGUUUUUGCUGAUGGCUUCUUUCUUCCUGUUGUAAACUAAAUUUGUGGUUAGCAUUGAUUCUCCUAACUACCAAUUAGUCCUGGAAGGUUAUCAAUUAUAGAGCGCCUCCUACUAAUGUCCUGUAGAUCAGUGGGCAAAAAGAAAAAAAAAAUAUGGAUUACACCUGCUUCUUUUGGCAAAAUAUUUUACCUGUUUACAACUUGAUGUUUAGCGUUGCAAAAUAGUUUACUUGUUGCUAUUGAUAAUAACAUUUCAGAAUGGAUAGCUCAUUUAUGUAUUUCUUCAUCUUUGUUUCUUCAUUAAUGCAGUUGACUUUGUAA
Molecule: messenger RNA, 1028 nt
Organism: Hevea brasiliensis (rubber tree)
Lineage: Eukaryota; Viridiplantae; Streptophyta; Magnoliopsida; Malpighiales; Euphorbiaceae
Exons: 2
Coding region: 152-742 (196 amino acids)
Source: RefSeq, a predicted model, not a curated record